AGGCGGCUGCUUACCAGCAGGGCCAGUGAAAUCGGGAGGGGGGAGCUGCUUCUUCACAGGGCUGGCACCACGUCGCAGGGUCCCCGGGCCUGGGACACCCCGAGUACAUACACAUGCGCUUUUCUAAACAGGGGUCUGUAAGUUUUCAUCCUUAAAUAGAAGCUGACCUCCUCCCCCCUCAAAAAAGAACCACGGCUCGAGAGGAAGGUUCAGCCAUGCCCCCUCCAGCCUCUGCACAGGAAGUAGGCUGGCCCUAGGGUUCGUCUGCGGCCCUAUCAGCCUGCUACAUGAGUCGCCAGCGCCAGAGCCGCAGCAGGGCCCUGGGGAGAUGGCUGUGGUCUCAGCCGCAGAGAGAAUCCGAGAGAACUGGCCGCAGCCCCAUGUCUCAGCCAGGGCUUCCUUCCCUAGCUCCCACCUGUGGAUGUAAUGGCGGCUCCUGCUCUGUCCUGGUGUCUGUCCCUCCUCCUCUUCCUCCUGCCCCUGCCCAUCCCUCAGGCAUCCACAGCGGUGAAAGGCACUCCUGAGCUCACGUGCUUCUACAACUCUCGAGCCAACAUCUCCUGCAUCUGGAGCCCGGAUGGGGCCCUGCCGGACACUUCCUGCCGCAUCCACGCGAGGCCUGCUCAACGUCCCUGGAACAAAUCCUGUGAGCUGCUCCCAGAGGUACCGGCAUCCUGGGCCUGCAACCUGAUCCUUAACAGGAACCCAGAGUCUCAGAUGCUGACCUCAGCAGAUGUCGUCCACAUAACGGUGAUGUGCCACAAAGGGGAGAGGUGGCAGGUGGUGAUGACCCAGCAGUUCAAGCCCUUCGAGAACCUUCGCCUGAUGGCGCCGAACUCCCUCCGAGUCACCCACAUGGAGACCCGGAGGUGCAACAUCACCUGGGCCGUCAACCAGUCCUCCCACUACCUUACAAGAUACCUGGAGUUUGAGGUCCGGACCAGGCCCCCAGGCCACAGCUGGGAGGCGGCCCCCCUGCUGACCAUCGGGCAGAACCAGCAGUGGAUCUUCCUGGAGACCCUCGCCCCGGGCACCUUGUAUGAGUUUCAGGUGCGGGUCAAGGCCCAGCGAGGCAGCAACUCGACGUGGAGCCCCUGGAGCCAGCCCCUGGCCUUCAGGACGAUGCCUGAGGCCCCUUCGUUGGGGCAUAUCAUCGUGGGCCUCAGUGGUGCCUUCGGCUUCAUCAUCUUAGUCUACCUGCUGGUCAACUGCCGGUACCUCGGGCCGUGGUUGAAGAAGGUUCUGAAGUGUCACAUCCCAGACCCGUCCGAGUUCUUUUCGCAGCUGAGCUCAGAGCAUGGAGGAGAUUUCCAGAAGUGGCUGUCCUCGCCCUUCCCCUCAUCCUCCUUCAGUCCUGGCGGCCCGGCCCCCGAAAUCUCCCCACUGGAGGUGCUGGACAGGGAGGCCAAGGCCACACAGCUGCUCCUGCUGCAGCAGGACAAAGCGCCCUUACCCUCCCUGGAGACCAGUGGCCACUCGCUGACCAGCUGCUUCACCAACCAAGGCUACUUCUUCUUCCACCUCCCGGAUGCGCUGGAGAUUGAGUCCUGUCAGGUGUACUUCACCUAUGACCCCUGUACCGAGGAGCCCGACGACCAGGGUGGGCCUGGAGCAUCUGAGGGGUCUCUCCUCCCACCCCUGCCGCCUCUGCCAGGGGAGGAUGACGCCUACUGCACCUUCCCCCCCAGGGAUGACCUGCUGCUCUUCUCCCCUACUCUCGUCGGUGGCCCAAGCCCCCCAAACACUGCCCUGGGGGAUACUGGGGCUGAUGACCAGAGGCUGUCCCCAUCUCUGCAGGAGGGAGUCCCCAAAGACUGGGGCCCCCAGCCCCUGGAGCCUCCCACCCCAGCAGCCCCUGACCUGGUUGAUUUCCAAUUACCCCUGGAGAAUGCACUGGGAGAAGCUGGGGAGGAGGGCCCUGGCCCUGGCCCUGGCCCUGGCCCUGGGGUGCUGGCAGGCUUCCCCUGGGCCAGCCCCCCUGGGCAAUGCCAGGUCAGGGCCCCCACCUUCUGCCUGCCCCUGAACACUGAUGCCUACCUGUCCCUCCAAGAGCUCCAGGAUCAGGACCCAGCUCACCUGGUGUAGACAGACGGCCAGUGGUGGGGCAGGUGGCUGUUCACUGUCACUCCAGGCUCAGUUGGGGACUCUGUCGUCAAGGCUUGUCCUCUGCUGAGUUACUCAGUAUCCAGCUGCCCCAUGGACAUCUUUGCCCAGAUGGCCCCCACUGGGCCCUGCACAUGGGGCUGUUUACUUCCAAACCACACAUGCUGCUCCCUGGUCCUACUUACUGCCCCAGCCAGGAACUGUAGCGGGGCACUUGGAUCCCCCCAUCAAUCAUGAGGAAGCCCUGGGUUUUGCCUCUGAAGCAUCACUCCUCCCCAGCCUGCAGCAGUUCCUCGCGCCAAGAUCUCACGGCUCUCCAGGGGUGGCGGCCAGCCUCUUUACUGGGCUCCCUGCCCAGUCCCACCCCCUGUCAGCCCCUCUCACCCACCUCCCCGGGGCUGCCAGAGCCCUCUUUCCAAAACACACAUAUGGACAUGCUGUCCUUGUUUAAAACCAUGCCGGGACUGCUCAUUGUCCUCUUGGCCUGGCCCCGCCCCUCUAGCACCACGCUGGUCCAAUCCCUUCAGGAACCCUCUCUACAGUCCUCCUGAGCCCCUUGGAGCUCCUUCGUGCCCCUACACCUUUGCACAUGCCAUUCUCUGUGCCUGGGUGCCCUCCUCUCUCAUCUAGGUGACAAACUGCCCUAUUCCUCCACUGUGUUCAGCCUUCCCUGGACGGAAACAAUGCCUCCUUUAACGUGCCCAGACCCUGGGAGAGGAGAGCAGGAGAGACCCUGGGAGCAGGAGGGACCAGUUCUCAGGGUCACAGGGUGGCUGGACAAAGAGGCCCUGUCACCUUUCUUGGGAAUCUCCCAUGGCCGCAAAAGGUUUGGCUCCUGCAUCUUUAAUGUGGCCCAAGUAUGGAUACAAAUCCCCCGCCAAAGUGGACAUCGGCUGGAUCCUUCCGCAAUGGCUUGUUGACAGUCCUCAGGCAUGUUGCUGGAGGAAACCCCGCCUGGUGUCACAGACAGCCCAGUGAUGGUCCCUCCUGCUCCACUGCAGGGGUCUCUUCUGAAGCCUAGGGGCUGGCGGACCUCUUCCAGAAGAGCAGCUCCAUCGCUGCACUUGGCAUGGUGCACUUGGCCCCCCCGCAUUGUGUCCCCCUGAUGAAUUAAUGAACCGUCUGGUACCACCUUGCCCGGACUUCCUGCACCCAGCUGCCUUCUCACAGGGGGGCACCAUCCACUUCAUGAGAGCACCCUGGGCACCCUGACCCUUCUGAGGUCAGCAGGACUCAGAGAAGUGAGGCCCCACGCCCACUAGGUUCCAGCAUGUCCACUCCAGCAAGAGGCUCAUCCCCUUACAUGGAAACCCUCCCCCUCCCACUUCCUUCUCAGGGCCUCCCACCAUCCCUCCACUUUUCUUCCCUCUGCCCCUGGCACUGAUCACACCAGCAAUGUGCAUUUUCCCACACCGGGAAGGCACCAGCCUCCUUUAAAACUGAGCUGGAAAAGUAAAAUGCCUGUGUUUAUAGGCCUUGCUUGCAGCUGAUUGGGCACUUGACCCAGACGAGCAACCUAUGGGUGGUUUAGAACAGAAACUAUCCAAUCAGGGAGGCCAGGCCUGUGCUGGCCAAUAGAUUUCUCCCAGUCUUGGGCUUUUGACCUCAAGGAAGGAGGGAGGCCCCUGGAUAUAGGGACGUGUGGAGAAGGCACCAGAAAAGGUUAGGGAGGCAUUGAGCCCCAGCUCCGGAUCCAAAGACUCCUGCUGCUGAGGGGGCUACUGGCCGUUGACUCAGGAUUCCUGUUCCCUUAUGGCCAAUAUCACCCUUUCCUGAGGCAAUUCGAGUCUUGAGUUGUUACUAUGGAAUAGCUUAAUUGCCCUACGGGGUCACUUCCCACUCCCUACCGUCGGAUGCCCCUUAUUCAGGGCCACUAGGCAGCGCGGUCCUGGCCAAGGCGUCAGACCCCAGCUCCGUGCCCACCCCUGCUGUGUGCCCUAGGUAAACUGGGAAACCUCUGAAAGUCACCUGGCAGAGUCCUUGGGAGGGUGACAUUGCUCAGCCUCAGUCAUUGGUGUUACAUAGAUGUUUAAUGAUCUGUGUGCGCUAUCUUUGUUUAUUUCAUAUUUUUAAGUCAGUUCACAUUUUUGGUUAAAUCCUUUUAUUUAAUGGAAAAUCUUUCAAUUGCUUCUCUAAAUGGAAAGCUGAUACUCACUAUAAAUAAAAGGUAACUG
This is a messenger RNA of Artibeus jamaicensis (Jamaican fruit-eating bat), 4277 nucleotides long. It is a transcript of the gene IL2RB, whose product is annotated as interleukin 2 receptor subunit beta. The record is from RefSeq and is a predicted model, not a curated record. Gene Ontology annotation, cellular component: membrane; external side of plasma membrane. The coding region runs from base 427 to 2085 and encodes 552 amino acids. Gene Ontology annotation, molecular function: protein binding; cytokine receptor activity. NCBI's taxonomy places the organism in Eukaryota, Metazoa, Chordata, Mammalia, Chiroptera, Phyllostomidae. The transcript has 11 exons. Gene Ontology annotation, biological process: immunoglobulin mediated immune response; cytokine-mediated signaling pathway.